Molecule: messenger RNA, 1271 nt
Organism: Paramecium octaurelia
Lineage: Eukaryota; Ciliophora; Oligohymenophorea; Peniculida; Parameciidae
Source: the annotation of a GenBank genome assembly
CGUUGAUGAAAGCAAUAUUCUUUGCAUUACUAAUUGCUCUGUCUAUAGCCAACUUCUCAGGAACAGAUGUUCAUGAGCUUACUUAAGAUGAUUUCAAUGCAAAAGUGCAAGAUUAGAAAACCUUCUGGGUCAUAGUGGAAUAUUCUAAUUUGAGCUCAGAACAAAGAACUCAAGUUGUUUUGGCUGCUGAAGCUCUCAAGGGAAUGAUUAAUGUUGGAGCACUUUCAAAUGGAAGUAGCACAGUCUUAAGAGUCUAUUCAAAUGGAUAGGCAAUCGAAUAUCCAGGAGAAUGGGAAGCCUAAGAAAUUGUUAACUUUGCUUUUGAUUAAAUCAGAGAUGUAUGAUUAAAUUAGUAAUUAAUCUUAGUUUGCCUUCAAACGAGUCGGCAAAGUACCUAAGAAGUAAGGAGAGAAAACCCCAGAACCAUAGAUAGAUGAAAGUGAUGUUAUCGUGUUGACAGACGACAAUCUUGAUGAAACUAUUCUCAAUAGUAAAGAUGCUUGGUUUGUAGAAUUUUAUGCUCCUUGGUGUGGUCAUUGGUAUCAAAUCUAAAUGUAAUCAUUUUUAGUAAGAAAUUGGCACCAGAAUGGGCUAAAUUGGCAACAACUCUCAAGGGCGAAAUAAAAGUAGCCAAGAUCGAUGCUAGUGUAGAGGGAUCUAAGGCAAAGGGCAAAUAUAAGGUGGAGGGAUUCCCAACCAUAAGAUUCUUUGGAGCAGGAGAGAAAGUAGAUGGUGAUUUUGAAAGUUUCGAUGGAGCCAGAGACUACAAUACUCUUCUCAGUUAUGCUCGAGAAACUAAUAGAAAAUUAAAGCCUCUCUUCUUUGAAUAAUUGGUCAACUAACAAUAAUUCACAGACAACUGUUUGAAAUCCACUGGCUUAUGUGUUUUAUUGUUCGUUCCCCACAUCUAUGAUUGCGAUUAGGAAUGCAGAGAUGCAUAUUUGAACACCUAUAGAGAGACUGUGAAGCCAUUGAAAUCCAAGCCCUUGGUUCACUUUUGGUCUUAAGCAGGAGAUCAAUAUGAAUUGGAAGAACAAUUUGGAUUGUCAGGAGCUGGGUAUAUAUCAUGAUGAUAAUUAAUAGUUAUCCUUCAGUUUUGGCUUUGAGUCCAAAGAAAUAAUUGUUCUCCAAGAUGAGAGGUUCUUUGACUUCAGCAAAUGUAGAUAGAUUCUUGAACAAUCUUUUAAAUGGUAAAGAAUAAGUUUCCAGAUUCGGAUCAGUUGUACCUAUAGAAGAAGUUAAAAAUUGAUAUAUAUAAUAAUUUUAAAUGU